Anastrepha ludens (Mexican fruit fly) is the source of this 2196-nucleotide messenger RNA. RefSeq names its product protein held out wings-like. The record is from RefSeq and is a predicted model, not a curated record. The coding region runs from base 609 to 809 and encodes 66 amino acids. The transcript has 3 exons. Lineage: Eukaryota; Metazoa; Arthropoda; Insecta; Diptera; Tephritidae.
UCGUGUCGUGUCUUUUCAGUUUUGUUCUUGGAGUCAUCGCGUUUAGUUAAUUUUUAAAUUACAACCCGCGUUUAGUAGGAAAUUUUGAGUGUGCCUAAAUAAUAAAUUUCACACAAACAAAAUUUCUAAAUUCUUUCUUUUGGAAACUCGAGUCGUGACAAAAUAAAGCGUGCAACGUUUGGCAAAGUGUAAAAUUAAAUUAGAAAAACGUGUCACAACUGCAAACAUACAAAUACAGACAUAAGUAUACACAUAUAUACACACAUAUGAAGAUACAAAAAUUGUGCAUUCAACAAAGAAAUUUUACUGCUUGUGCAUUAAUAAUUGCAAAUAAGUUUUCAUAACACGCGUGUUUCUUAAAUAAAACCCAACAAAAAAAAAAAAAACAAAGUGUGCAAUAAAUUCUUUGAAAAUCAAAAAAUCAAAUCGAAUUAAAAUUCCCAAGAACUUUGCAAGUUAAAAGUGUGGCUAGUGAAUUUUCAUUUAUCAAGCCAUUCAAAAUCUAAUCUAAGAAUUGCUUUUAAAACGCAAAAUUUUAAUUAAAUAAAUCAAAACUAUUUUUUGUAAUAAAAUCUUAAAAACCCACAAAAAACAAAAAAAGCUUCAAAAUGAGUCUGUGUGAUGUCAGCGCCAUUACUAUUCAACAAACGCCCCAACAGCAACAUCAGAGUACACAAAGCAUAGCCGAUUAUUUGGCCCAAUUGCUGAAGGAUCGCAAACAAAUGGCAGCAUUUCCAAAUGUCUUCAAUCAUGUAGAACGUCUACUCGAUGAAGGUGAGUGUGCUUAUAAUAUCAAUAAAUACCGCUAAUAACGCAUAAACAAUGGAACAGAAGCAGCGCCUAUGAUAACAAAUGAACAAAUCAGCCGUCGGUGUCAUAAUCUCUUUGAUAAGGCGAUCAAUAGCCGAUGCCGACAUGUCUACAAAUUUUGCCAGCCGAUUGGUUCGAUUUGUUUGACACUUGUGCGUAUGUAGUGCAAGUAUACACUGUUAAGAUAACUACACAUGGGUGAGUGGGUGGCUGAGCGAAAAAGCGUGUGCGAAAUAGCUGAAAUAUCGGUCUACUUGAGUAAUACAAUACUUGGGCACGAAUUUGAUGCUAAGCUGAUUGAGUGUCAGCCACUUGACGCGAGUGGAUAUUUAUGAGUAUUUGCGCUUCUACUUGUGGUGUGAGUGUUAGUACUUUAGUGCUACCCUGUAGUCAAACCUACUAAGUAAUCUUGAAGUGCUUUACUAUCAGUUUGUUUGCUGCUGAAGCAGUACGAUUUUGUAUUUUAGCAAUUGGUAUUUUUUAAGAUGACAUCAAUAUUUUACACAGUUAAAGAACUAGUUAGCUUCCGCUUCAGUAUGUUACCAGUUAAUGAACUAGUUUAGCAAAGCAAAAGAUUUUAAAUUCCAAAAUUCUACUUUCCAAUUUGUGUUGUAAGUCAUAAGUUUUGGAUGAGUUGAAAGAGUAAAUAUAUUAAUAACACAGUAGGACCGCUAAAAUGUCACACAAAAACGCUGAGGCACGCACGUAAAUUUUAUUUUGUGUCGUAGAUUACGCAUCUGUGUUGAGUUUUCUUUACAUUUCUCUCUACAUUUUUGUGCGAAAUUGCCAGCUUGUUCAACUAGUUUAUUGGUGCAAUAAAUUGUAGAGUGUGUUUUUAAAAUAAACAUUUUGAGACAAAUUUUAUAACUAACAUGCGAACACGUCUAUAUGUCAAUGCAUUAAUAUGAGUUAGUAUCAACUAUUGAUGUCGUUAAGUCGAUCUUAUAUUUGCAAAUCCUUCUACAAUAAAGCAAGCAAAUAUUAUACUCGUAAUAGCCCCACCGGCUCAUAACCCCAUGUGUCUGUAUGUAUAUGGAUCCAUAUAUACCCUGCAGGGAAAAUACUAGCUGUGCGCGAGAAUAGUACUAGUUCAUUCUUGAGCUCAACUAGUUCGUUAUCUAUCGUUUUUCCGUGGGGGCACGUGGCUAUUUUUUACCCGGCGAUGUCCUACGAAAUGCCAGUUCAAAUACCAGCAAAAUACCAGUUUGUAAUAGGCAAGACCAGUUUCAGACCAGCUCAAAUGCAAGAUAAAAACAUCCAUUCCAUUCGAUUCUAGCGUUUUAAAAUAUUCCAUUUCAUUCUAAAGGGUAUUCAGACUAUGUUUUUUCUGAAAAUUAAAUGAAAUUUCUUUCAGGCGCAGUAAUUAGUUCAUUCAGUGCUUGGUUC